AUGAAUAAGGUGAUUUUGGUGACGGGAGCAAAUAGUGGCAUUGGCCUGGCGCUGUGUGAGCGUCUCCUCUCAGAAGACACAGAGGGUCUCCAGCUGUGCCUGGCCUGCAGGAACAUGCGGCGGGCUCAGGCCGCUCGCUCCGCCCUCCUCGCCUCUCACCCCACAGCCCAGGUGGCUCUGCUGCAGCUGGACACCAGCAGCAUCUCCUCAGUCAUGGCUGCUGCACAGGAGCUCAAACUCAGGUAUAACAGGCUGGACUACCUCUACCUGAACGCAGGCAUCAUGCCGAACCCACAGUUUGAUGUAAAAGCCUUUUUCAAAGGCCUCUUCUCCAGCCGUGUCGUCACCAUGUUUGCCACGGGGGAGGGGAUUCUGACACAGAGGGACUGCGUCACCCGUGACGGUCUGCAAGAAGUUUUCGCCACCAACCUCUUUGGUCACUUCCUACUAAUUAGGGAGCUGGAACCAGUUCUGUGCCAUGCAGGCCGGACCUCCCAGCUGAUCUGGACCUCCUCCAGCAAUGCUCACCGCUCAGCUUUUAACUUGAAGGACAUACAGCAUCAGAAAGGCACCCAACCAUAUAGCUCCUCCAAAUAUGCCUCCGACCUGCUCAGCCUGGCGCUCAACACACACUACAACAAACAGGGUUUGUACUCAUCAGUCAUUUGUCCAGGUUUUGUGAUGACCAACCUGACUUACGGUAUCCUGCCCUCCUUCCCAGCCUUCCUCUGGACCCUGCUCAUGCCUGUCUUUUGGCUUGUAAGAAUGUUCACCAAUACUUUCACUCUGACCCCCUACAACGGAGCUGAGGCCCUGUUGUGGCUAUUUAAGCAAAAGCCUGAAUCACUGGACCCUCAAGCCAAGUACCACAGUUUAACAUCUGGGCUGGGCAGCAUGUACACACAACCACGUCAGAUGGAUGUUGAUUUGGAAACAUCGGAGGCUUUGUAUGAGAAAUUACUGCAACUAGAAAGUGAAGUGAAGAAGAAGCUGAAAGAAAAAGAAAAGGGAUCCCAGCGUGUUCACAGUGGUGCUGCAGGACCUGGAUCAUCCUGAUGUAUAGCAGGAAUGGACAGUAUUUUAUUGAAGUUACCUGGAAGCUGCAUGCACACUGGCUGUCAGACCUCAUAAAAAUAACACCUCUCCACCUCAUACAGCAACAUGCAAGCCUGCAUUCACAGCACAAAAUAACCCAAAAGAAGU
This is a messenger RNA of Chelmon rostratus (copperband butterflyfish), 1203 nucleotides long. RefSeq names its product hydroxysteroid (17-beta) dehydrogenase 7 (gene hsd17b7). The transcript is spliced from 9 exons. Gene Ontology annotation, biological process: cholesterol biosynthetic process. Gene Ontology annotation, molecular function: 3-beta-hydroxysteroid 3-dehydrogenase (NADP+) activity; estradiol 17-beta-dehydrogenase [NAD(P)+] activity; 5-alpha-androstane-3-beta,17-beta-diol dehydrogenase (NADP+) activity. The record is from RefSeq and is a predicted model, not a curated record. Gene Ontology annotation, cellular component: endoplasmic reticulum membrane. NCBI's taxonomy places the organism in Eukaryota, Metazoa, Chordata, Actinopteri, Chaetodontiformes, Chaetodontidae. The coding region runs from base 1 to 1056 and encodes 351 amino acids.